AAAAAUGUUCAAACAACUUUUCCUAUUCUCCGCUGUUUUUCUCGUACUGCUCGAGGCUUCAACUCCAGCAGCCCCAUCGAGAGAAAGCGUAGUAGCCGGUCUUGUUGCCAAUGGUCUCAAGAAAAAUUUGGCGGAGAAGAUUAUUGAGCUAAGAGAAAAGUACAAUACGGAAAUCAUCAAGGCGAAUGCUUCGGGCAAUCAGAAGCUAGCGCAGGCUACGUGGAACAAGCAUCAGGAGUUGUACCAUAAGCUGUUUGCAAAGGUUACCAAGGAGCAGAAGGCGAUUUAUGAGAAGCUCAAUAAGCAGUAUCAUCUUUACUUUUGAUUUUGAUUUCUUUGGGGGUGUCUAAUAAAGUUAACAAAUCUUUUUUAAAUCU
Caenorhabditis elegans is the source of this 377-nucleotide messenger RNA. RefSeq names its product DUF148 domain-containing protein (gene K03D3.5). The coding region runs from base 5 to 325 and encodes 106 amino acids. The transcript is spliced from 2 exons. The record is from RefSeq and is marked reviewed. NCBI's taxonomy places the organism in Eukaryota, Metazoa, Nematoda, Chromadorea, Rhabditida, Rhabditidae.